Messenger RNA from Cooperia oncophora, 513 nucleotides. Lineage: Eukaryota; Metazoa; Nematoda; Chromadorea; Rhabditida; Trichostrongylidae. The record is from the annotation of a GenBank genome assembly.
AUGAUUGAUGAAUGGAUGGAUCUGCGUGCAGGCGAUCCGUGGCCGGACAGAAUUCUCGUGAAAGCCCUUGAUAAGACACUGGACACAAUCCCUGGAGAAAACCCAGACCAGUAUGUUGCUCUGUGGUACCAGGCUGGAGAACCUGUCAUGGGACGUAUUUGGAACGAGGGUGGCAAGGUGGCCGCUAACUUCUGCUGGAACAAGAACGAGUACAAAGGGAACGUCGGUUCCAUCCAAGUGCUCGUCCACCUUUCUGAGCAUGUCAGAGGUUUCGACUACCAGUGGCUACCAUACCCGCAGGCGGCGUCGUUCGAUAAGGAUAAAGAAUGGAUCCCAGUACACGUGAACAAUACAAAGGGCGACAUAUCUUCCGGUGUGAUCACGUUCGAACGGAAAACAGAUUCUUGGAAAGGUCGACGUGAGAAACGAGAAGUCAUCAGCCGGAUUCGGUGGCAAAGAAAACAUGCUUGUCGGACCGGCAUGCGCCAGCAACACUAUAGUGUUGUGUCGUAA